Messenger RNA from Oncorhynchus mykiss (rainbow trout), 637 nucleotides. The record is from RefSeq and is a predicted model, not a curated record. NCBI's taxonomy places the organism in Eukaryota, Metazoa, Chordata, Actinopteri, Salmoniformes, Salmonidae.
UAUUGUGUCUGGUUUCAUCCAUCAGAUGUCUGUGAUCUCACACUGGACCCAAACACAGUAGACAGACUCCUCUCUCUGUCUGAGGAGAACAGAAAGGUGACAUGUAGGAGAGAGAAGCAGCCGUAUCCUGAUCACCCAGAGAGAUUUGAGGUCUGGGGACAGGUUCUGUGUAGAGAGGGUCUGACUGGGCGCUGUUACUGGGAGGUAGAGUGGAGUGGGAGAGGGGCUGAUAUAGGAGUGACAUAUAAAGGAAUCAGCAGGAGAGGAGGGGGUGAUGACUGUUGUCUUGGAUUCAAUGACAAGUCCUGGAGUCUGUUCUGCUCUGACAACAGUUACACUGCCUGUCACAAUAGUAAUCCCUCUACCAUAGACGUCCCCUCCUCCAGCUCCCACAGAGUAGGAGUGUAUCUGGACUGGCCAGCCGGCACUCUGUCCUUCUAUAGAGCCUCCUCUGACACACUGACCCACCUGAUCACAUUCACCUCCACAUUCACUGAGCCCCUCUAUCCUGGGUUUAGGGUUUGGGGUGAUGGUGCCUCAGUGUCUCUCUGUCAGUGAUACACACACACACACACUGGGCAAACACACACACACACUGGACAAUCACACACACACACUGGACAAAGACACACACACU